AUGUCUAAUCCGAAACACUUUGACAUUUCUCACUUACCGUCCAUAAAGGCUGGCAUGACGGCCGAGGAAGAAAACACGCAUCGGCGAAAGACGUGUCGCUUUAUUGAAGAAGCAGGACGGAUCCUCAAGCUACCCAAUUUGGCCAAUGCUACCGCCAUGGUCUUUUUUCACCAAUUCUACGCCAAGUACUCCUUCAUGGAACACGAUCGAUUCGAAGUGGCCGUCGCCUGUGUCCUAUUGGCUGCCAAAAUUGAAGAGUCGCCCAAAAAGCUCAUGGAAAUCAUUACCCGAUGUCUCGAAUUGAAACGGGGAGCCGGUAAAGAAAGAGGCGAAGUGGUAUCGGUGGACCCCAAGAGUUCCGAAUUUGUCAAACUCAAAGAAAGCGUCCUUCUGUUGGAACGUGUCGUUCUGCAUACUAUUGGAUUCGAAUUGAGUGUCGACCAUCCCUACAAAUUUCUACCCGACAUUAUUCAAAAACUCACCACGCAAUACGAUCCCUCCAAACGAAAAACCAUGUUUGAAGAACUCAUGGGAUACUCCAUGACAUUUGUCAAGGACUCCAUUCACACCACACUCUGCCUUCAAUUCCCUCCACAACUCAUUGCCACCGCAUGUGUCUACAUGGCGGGACAUUUUGCCAAGGUACAACCCAAAAAAUCUUGGUUGGACGCACUGGGAAUGCACGACAAUGAAGUCGAUGCACUGAGUUCCAUUUGUGGACAAAUUAUGGACUUGAUUGUCGAUCGACGGGGGACUGAUGUCGAAGCAUUCAAGGGAAUUCGGGCCAAUCUAGAACAACUCAAAGGAACAGCAGCAUCUGCUGGGAGUGCCAGUCCAGCGCGAUCUCCCGCCAGUCCCCGACCACCUCCGCCGCCACCGUCCGGUGCCAAACAUAGAGCACCAUCGGAAGACUCGUCGGCGUCAUCGAAACGGCGACGAACCACGUGA
Messenger RNA from Seminavis robusta, 948 nucleotides. The record is from the annotation of a GenBank genome assembly. NCBI's taxonomy places the organism in Eukaryota, Bacillariophyta, Bacillariophyceae, Naviculales, Naviculaceae.